CCAACUUCUGACUUCCAAAUUUAAAGAAGAAAUGGUAAAAAGGCUGAUACACUAUUGCAAUGAAGAACAGCAACCGUUAAAAUGAAGUCGUUAGUUGCUCGGUGAAGCCCGAGAUGAGAGUGUAAGAGACCGAAGGAAGUUCCACCGGACAAACUAAACAAUUUAAGUUAGCAGUGAUUGACUUCAAAGACAGGAGAGAGAGAGAGAGAGAGCAGAUACAGACAUACACAGAAACAAAUAAACCACCACCUAUCACCUUUAGGAAUUAGGAUCUUCCUCUCCUUCGCGUUAACGCCAAUAACGAGGCAUAUUUUUGCCUUCAUAUUUAUACUUUCCUGCUACUUUUUAAUUCCUCCUUCUGUCUCCUUGAGGGCGAACUCUUUUCUUUGUCGAGAGAAAGGAAGAAGGGAAAGACUAAGAGGUUGUUUAGAGGUGGGGAAAUCCGUGGAAUUCUGGGGUUUGACCAACAUCUCGUGGUGACCCAGGUGAGCAAAUCUUCUUCUGUUUUGGUUUCUGAUCUCUGUUUAUUUUUGUUUCGUGUGCUUGGUUCUGUUCAAAUGUUUUAAAGCCUCCUUUGCUUUUUGGCGUUAAAAAAUUUGUUGCAAAGAUCUGUCUUUUAUGUUUCUUCCUGGAAGUUCGUUGGUGAUUAUAUGUUGUUAAUUGAUUUUUCUUGAAAUAAUAAAAAUAAAAAUAUGAAAACAAAACAGCUUUGCCUUGUUCGCUUGAGAGCCUUGAAAACUUAGCAGUGGCUUAGUGUUUCAGGAUUUCAUGGAUUGAGAGAAAAACUAUAAUGGGGAGUUACUUUGAAGAAGAGGAGGAUCAAUUCUUUGAUACCCGUGAGGAGAUUUCUUCUGUAUCUGAUAGCAGUUCAGUUUGUUCUGAGGAAUGUGGUUCUGGUCCUGGUUUUGGCCUAGUCAACGGCUUUUGGGAUAGUUUUGAUCAGUACAAGUUUUGGUCUAUGUUCCCAGAAAGUGUCGAUAAGCGUCGUCAUAGAUUCCGAAAAUGGAUGGGUCUAAGUUUAGAUUGGAAUUCAAUUACCCAAGAGGAUCCGGGUGGUUCAUAUAGUGAUGAAAUUGAAUUGGGCAUUGAUAGAAUCUCGCAAGAUAGUGGGGCUGUGUUGAGGACUUCAGGUCUCGAAGAUGGGGUAUCAUCCAACCGGUCUUUUGUAUCUUUUCGGUCUAAUGAUGCUCAAGAACCAGCUGAAAAUUGUUCAAAAGGGGAUUGUUUUGCACAUCAAGCCAAGAAUUUGGAUGGCCAUGUGGAAUUGCUUGCGGUUGACCAGGUUCAAAAUGGAACAAACAGCUGUUUACAAGGAAGGGGUUCAAGUAAAUCUGUUAGUUCUGAAGACUUUGGCAGGACCCCUAUGUCAUCUCCUUUUGUUGAGCUGCACUUGCAUAGAGAGGUUGAGGGAAGGCCUUCAAUUGAUGUGAGAAGGAAAGUGAAAAAGAGUUGGUUAAGGAAAUUAGGUGCCAUGGCUCAUAUUGUUGAAAGACAUGUUGAAGUUGCAUCGAAGCAUGGUAAUCAUGACUCAGCUUCAGGGGAAAAGAUGAAAAGAGUCAGGGUUCAUCCAUGUAGUAAGAGUUCCAAGGAGUUGUCUUCCCUAUAUUGUGGGCAAGAAUUUACAGCACAUGAAGGGUCAAUCUUGACAAUGAAGUUUAGUCUGGAUGGGCAAUACUUGGCAACUGCAGGUGAAGAUGGUAUUGUUCGUGUGUGGAAGGUUGUCGAGGAUGAGAGUUUAGACAAAUUGGACAUCCAAGACCUUGAUUCUUCAUGUCUCUACUUCAGAAUGAAUCAUCUUUCCAGGCUGACUCCUCUCAAUGUGGAUAAAGAAAAUAUAGAUAAAAUUAAGAGGUUAAGGAGAUCAUCAGAUUCAACUUGCGUCAUUUUCCCACCAAAGGUCUUCCGAAUUCUGGAGAAGCCUGUGCAUGAAUUUCAGGGGCACAGUGGGGAAGUUUUGGCUCUUUCAUGGUCUAAGAAAGGGUCUCUACUGUCAUCCUCUGUUGACAAGACUGUUCGUUUAUGGCAAGUGGGAUAUGACAGAUGCUUGAGGGUUUUUUCUCAUAACAAUUAUGUGACUUCUGUUGCCUUCAACCCUGUGGAUGAUAAUUAUUUCAUCAGUGGUUCAAUUGAUGGAAAAGUUCGCAUUUGGGAAGUGCUUCGCUGUCGAGUUAUUGAUUAUACUGAUAUAAGGGAUAUAGUUACUGCAGUGUGUUAUCGCCCUGACGGACAGGGAGGAAUAGUUGGCUCCAUGACUGGAAACUGCCGCUUUUAUGAAAUCAUAGGUAAUCGACUUCAACUCGAUGCACCAAUAUGCUUACAAGGCAAAAAGAAGCUACCUGGAAAAAGGAUAACUGGCUUUGAGUUCUCUCCUAGUGACCCAAGCAAAGUGAUCAUCACUUCAGCUGAUUCACUUGUUCGUGUCUUGUCUGGAAGAGAUGUUGCAUGCAAGCUAAAGGCAUCAGGCUUUCGGAUUGCAACAAGUCAGAUUUCUGCAACUUUUAGCCAAGAUGGAAAACAGAUCAUCUCAGCUAGUGAGGAUUCUAAUGUCUACAUCUGGAAUUACACCAAUCAAGAGAAGAACAGUUCAAAAGCGAAGACCAUUUUGUCUCGUGAGAGUUUCCUCUCCCACAAUGCAUCAGUUGCUAUACCUUGGUGUGGCAUUGAAACCAUUCCUGGAACGCUUAGAUCCCCGGAAUUGGGCGGGGAUGUGCAGAGAAAUGGCCUUGCAAAUGUGCAGAAACAUCACAAUCCAAAGGUGGAGCUGGAACAAAUAAUGCCCCACUCUUCACCAGAUUGUUUCUCUCUUACACGUGUUCUGUUGGAGUCUUUGACAAGGGGGUCUGCAACUUGGCCCGAAGAGACACUCCCCAAUGCGAGUCCGGCCACGAUUGCAUCUGACAUGUGCAAAUUCGAGUUAAAGGUUUUGAAAAGUGCUUAUCAAAGCAUGUUAAGUUCUCACAAGUGGGGUCUUGUCAUUGUUACUGCAAGCUGGGAUGGACGCAUUCGAACUUACCUCAAUUAUGGGUUACCUAUUCGAUUAUAAGACCCCCCAAAGAUUCAGUAAACUUAGGAUGGCAGUUCCUUUGGCUGUUUGAGCCCCUUAAAGACAGCUAUUCUGAUUGUUGCUUUCUUGCAGCAACCAUAGGUUCAUGUGGUCCUCCCUGCAUGUGGGUUCGGAUCCCACCAUAGAUUUUGAAGUGCAUUGUAGUCCUAUCAAUUAAUGCCAAACGGCAAUGGUUUAUUAAUCUGGGUGAAAUCCAGUCAGGUCCCAACAAGUGUUUGGGGUUUAAUUUUUGUCGACCUAUAUAGGUGUCAAUUUAUGUGAGUAUAAUUCUUUGAUUUGUUCAGAGACUGUGAGCUCUAAAAUAUGUGCUAAAUGGGCCCUUUUUCUUUGUGUAUACAAUCAUUUUUCCGCACAGUGUUGUAGAUUUUUCUAGAUCUUUAUAGUCAGAGACGGUUGCAACCAUUGAAAUUCA
Theobroma cacao (cacao) is the source of this 3476-nucleotide messenger RNA. The record is from RefSeq and is a predicted model, not a curated record. NCBI's taxonomy places the organism in Eukaryota, Viridiplantae, Streptophyta, Magnoliopsida, Malvales, Malvaceae.